Molecule: messenger RNA, 2568 nt
Organism: Apaloderma vittatum (bar-tailed trogon)
Lineage: Eukaryota; Metazoa; Chordata; Aves; Trogoniformes; Trogonidae
Gene: RPS6KC1
Product: ribosomal protein S6 kinase, 52kDa, polypeptide 1
Exons: 7
Biological process (GO): protein phosphorylation
Cellular component (GO): early endosome
Molecular function (GO): ATP binding; protein kinase activity
Source: RefSeq, a predicted model, not a curated record
UCUGAAUACUAUUUUGCCCAGGUUUUGCUUGUAAUGGACACCAGAACACAGCAGACUUUCAUACUGAAGGGUCUAAGGAAAAGUAGUGAGUACAGCAGGAGCAGAACGACCAUCAUCCCCCGCUGUGUGCCCAACAUGGUGUGUCUGCACAAGUACAUCAUCUCCGAGGAGUCUGUCUUUCUCGUGUUACAGCAUGCAGAAGGAGGAAAACUGUGGUCUUAUGUCAGUAAGUUCUUAAACAGAAGUCCUGAGGAGAGCUUUGAAAUUCCUGAAGCCAGAACAUCCAGUUCAACUAAAAUUUACCUGGAGCAGCCAACUCCAAGUCCUAAAGAAAUUGGUAGCAGCACUGAUUCCAGAGAGAGCUACGGGGAGAGCGCGCUGAAGGUUGUCCCGCUGAAGAGCAGCCUAACGCCGAGCUCUCAGGAUGACAGCAGCAACCAGGAAGAUGGCCAAGAGAGUUCAAAGUGGAUGGACUCGGGAUCCAGCUCGGAAGAAGAGUGCACGACUAGUUAUUUGACGUUAUGCAAUGAAUAUGGGCAAGAAAAAAUUGAUUCUAGCUCUCUAAACGAGGAACCCGUGGUUAAACUGGGAAACGAAGGUCUGAAUACCAAAGAGAGAAGUUGCUUAGAGAAAUGCAGCGUUGUCGGCAGCGAUAGCUUCACUUCUCAGAUCGCGUCUCAGGAACGAAAGCUUUUCGUUGACGAUGUGGAUUUGGAAAUAGCUAGCCCUACUAGGAUAUUGGACUCGUUAAAUAAAUCAAAGAAGAGCCCCAUGGAACUUUUCAGGAUAGACAGCAAAGAUAGCACUAGUGAGCUCCUGGGGCUUGAUUUUGGGGAAAAAUUAUAUAACCUGAAAUCGGAACCUUUGAAGCCGUUGUUUUCUGUCCCAGAUCAUGACAGAAGCUUGGAUGCACUAGAGAACAAAAUGGGUGUGAGAGCUCAUGACACUAUAAGCAGGGGUUCAAAUGACUCUGUGCCUGUUAUCUCCUUUAAGGAUGCUGCUUUUGAUGAUGUAAAUAGUGUUGAUGAAGGAAGGCCUGAUCUCCUAAUAAACUUACCCGGUAUGUCUGAUGAAAUGGAGGAGGCAGCAGUGUCAAGGCCAACAAAGUUUACGAAACCCGAUAGGGACAUGUUGGAAAUAAAGUUACUAGAAACACCUGAUGUCUUACAGCUGAAUAAUUCUGCAGAGCCGUGCAAAGUAUUUGAUCAAGAGCCAAAUCAUGUGGCACCAGAAGUGGGUGAUCCUUCCUGCAAGGAAGCAAAUGGGCAAAGUGGUGUCACUCAGGGGACUCUUGGGGCCCUCUUUACAUCUGGCCGAGAGGUAGGUAGUUCAGAAGACGGGGCUCUGUUUCAAGGGCUUGGAGCCUACUCCCUAAACGUGACAAGCGAAGAAGAAAGUUUAUUUGUUUCCAACCCGCUCUCAGGUGCUCAAGAUGUUAGCGUGGACGGAGACAUGCUAAGAAAUGAAGCAGUGUUGCUGUUUUCUGAUCAGACUGAAGGCUUUGGGAAAGAGGAAACAGACUCGGCUUUGUUACCAGCAGCUGAAAGUGAAAAGGCAGCACCAAAGAGGGAAGACAAAACAGCAGUAGCAGGGGAGAAGGAAAUACAUCAAAUUUUUCAGGACCUCGACGAAAGAUUAGCGAUAACCUCCAGGUUUUAUAUCCCAGAGGAUUGCAUUCAAAGAUGGGCAGCUGAAAUGGUUGUAGCCCUUGAUGCUUUACAUAGAGAAGGAAUUGUGUGCCGCGAUUUGAACCCAAACAACAUCUUAUUGAAUGAUAGAGGACACAUUCAGCUAACGUAUUUUAGCAGGUGGAGGGAGGUUGAAGAUUCCUGUGACAACGAUGCCAGAGAGAGAAUGUACUGUGCCCCAGAGGUUGGCGCUAUCCUAGAAGAGACAGAAGCCUGUGACUGGUGGAGCCUGGGUGCCAUUCUGUUUGAACUCCUCACCGGGAAGACUCUGGUUGAGUGCCAUCCAUCAGGAAUAAGCACUCACACUUCUUUGAGUAUACCAGACCAUGUAUCAAAGGAGGCCAGAUCACUGAUCCAGCAGCUUUUGCAGUUUAAUCCUGCGGAACGUCUUGGUGCUGGUGUUGCUGGUGUUGAAGACAUCAAAUCUCAUCCAUUUUUUGCCCUUAUAGAAUGGGCAGAUCUGCUGAGAUGAGAGUCGCGUGCCCUCUGAACAAACUCAGGUCAAGAGGACAAGUUUCUCUGGCGCAGAAGCACCCCGCCUUGCUUCCUUUGGAUGUCCCAAACCACUCGGAUGCAAUGACUAAAGGACGCAGGAGCGAUCAGGCUAAAAGGGAACACUUUUAACGGGAGUCACUGGCUGUGCAGGGUGCUAGCUCGUUUUUACAGCAACUGGUUGCUGCAUGUGUCUUUUCACCAAAGGGUGGUUUGUGAUGAAACUCUUGGGCAGCACACUUUGUGCUGCCAGCUUGUCGACCAAGUAGAAACAGGAAUGUUCUCCUGGUGCUUUGUCUGAUGAUGGAAGUGUCUCUGGACUGGGCCAGUUUGAAGUGUCUUUUAUGGUGCCAAUACACCAUUUCCCUGUGCUAAGUGCAGCUCGGGG